This is a messenger RNA of Styela clava, 983 nucleotides long. RefSeq lists its product as uncharacterized. Lineage: Eukaryota; Metazoa; Chordata; Ascidiacea; Stolidobranchia; Styelidae. The record is from RefSeq and is a predicted model, not a curated record.
GAUACAAAAUGUAAUACUCCUCAGAAACGUAUGUCCCGUAAAUAUUAACUAAUUCGUUUUGUUUUCACGUCAGAACUUAGUGAAAAUUUUUAGCAAAUAGUCAAAUAUGUUGGGAUCAAUUGCGCUGGUCGGAGUUUUCGCUGUUGUGUUUUGCGGUGCAACAUCCGAACCUAUUGCACAAGAGGAAGGAGUUGACUGUUCUCCACCAUUUUGGCACGCGAAAUUAGGCGACAAUUAUCCACUGGCAGGAAUCUCGAAAAGAUCAAGACCCAAGUUUCGUCUCAUUGUAAAGAAACUAGACAGUGAUGGCAACUUCACCGCGGAUGUAAAGCACAAUGUUAUUGUCAAAGCUGUUCGACCAAAAAAAGAAGGGUCCAAGCGUAUCCAUGGAUUCGUAUUAUCGGUUACUCCCGACGUAGGAUAUGAAAGUUGCGGAAAGGGUACUUUUAAACUUAAAAAUAACAAAAGAGCAACUCCCGCCACAGUUAAAUCAGGAUGUCAUGAUAUGGAAUUGGACGGAAGUACCGAUUUGAAAGGUACUCGCGGAAUACAAUGGAUUGCGCCAUCGUGCGGCUGCGUAACAAUGUCAGUGGAAAUUAAAGCAAAUGACGGUAUGCUGUAUCAACCUGGACUGCAUAAUACAGAAACAGAUCUCAAAUAUAAGACACUUAUCAAAAAGAUGUGCGUCAAACCAACAGAGACAUAGAAAACUCCGAGUUAUCGCAUUUCAUGACAGAAUUGCCUUGGGGUUUAUUUGAUUACUCAGUUCUGUUUAGAAGUAGAUAAUGUUUAGAUGUCUCGAUAUUGUGAUUUUUUGUGAAAUUCAUAUUGUCUCAGUUAUUUUAAGCUAACACUUAACAUACAUUGGAAAAUCACCAUAUGCGAUAUUUGCGUUGCAUGUCUGUCUUUGAUAAAUGCAUUUCCUAUUACUAAAAUCAUUUAACCGGAAUAAAAAAAAUCUGUGAAAACUUUAGUUUUCGAAU